Musa acuminata AAA Group (dessert banana) is the source of this 968-nucleotide messenger RNA. Its product is annotated as nicotinamide adenine dinucleotide transporter 1, chloroplastic-like. The transcript is spliced from 3 exons. NCBI's taxonomy places the organism in Eukaryota, Viridiplantae, Streptophyta, Magnoliopsida, Zingiberales, Musaceae. Gene Ontology annotation, biological process: NAD transmembrane transport. Gene Ontology annotation, molecular function: NAD transmembrane transporter activity. The annotation marks the transcript as partial. The record is from RefSeq and is a predicted model, not a curated record.
UAUGUCUUGCACAGUGGUCUAGUGCCUGCUUUGGCAGGGAUAAGCCAUGUUGCCAUACAGUUCCCUGCAUAUGAGAAGAUUAAAUGUUGCCUGGCUGAACGAGAUAAUACUACAGUUGAUUCGCUUACUGCUCGUGAUGUAGCUGUUGCUUCAUCUAUCUCAAAGAUAGUUGCAUCGACAUUGACCUACCCUCAUGAGGUGGUACGGUCAAAGCUUCAAGAACAAGGUUUUCAUGCUGAGAUGCAGUAUAAAGGUGUCAUUGACUGCAUAAAAAAAGUCUUUCGGAAAGAUGGUAUUUCUGGAUUUUACCAUGGUUGUGCAACAAAUUUGCUUCGAACAACUCCAGCUGCUGUAAUUACAUUUACCAGCUUCGAGAUGAUUCACAGAUUCCUAACCAAUUUAUUCCCACCCGAAUCAAAUCCACAUGUGCUGUAAUCAGGGAUGAUGCUCUGUCUACAAAAUGUUGUCCUUGAUGAACCAGCCAACACAUACAUUCUGUGCCAUGCUGCAAUUCUUUUACCUGAAGGCUGCCUUCUGGUACUGACCUUAUGACUUCAACUACAAUCAUGAGCUAUGACAAACUUCCGGUGAUGAAAAAGGAAGUAGGAAAUUUUGGAUCUAUAGAAGAACAUGUCGUAUUUGGAAGCAUAAAGCAAUUGGAUGACCACUGAAAUUAUUAUUAGUGAGCUUUUGAGUUCUUUUGGUGUUCAUUUGUUGUUACGCAAGAUUUUGCAUUCUAUAAGAACUAAAAAAAUUCAUGCUAUUUUAGGGAUGAGAUGCUGAGACAAAAUUGUCACUAGUGAACUACGAUUUUAUUUGGAGCUCAUUUUUUUGGGAUAGUUAUUGGUAAAUCAGAAUUGUAAAACUGAUGCUGAUCCAUUAUUCAUAGUCAUUUAAUAUGUUAUAGAAGACAGCAAAAUUAGUGUGCGGGUCCUACACAACAGAUAUGGCUACCAAAUUUUUGGUCA